CUCUCCGAAAAACUUCUCCUUCCUUCUCCUCCUUCGUCCUUCCUCCAUCCAUGGCGAUCCCGGCCGUAAGCACCGCCCUCCUCCUCCUCCUCUCCUCGGCCCUCGCCCUCGCCCUCGCCGUGGCUGCCGCGAGGACCGACGAGGAGGUCAUGGGCAUGUACGAGCUCUGGCUCGCCAGGCACGGCAAGUCCUACAACGGCCUCGGCGAGCGGGAGCGUCGCUUCCAGAUCUUCCGCGACAACCUCCGCUUCGCCGACGAGCACAACGCCGCCGCCCCCAACCGCUCCUACACCCUCGGCAUGACCCGGUUCGCCGAUCUCACCAACGAGGAGUACCGCGCCGCCUACCUCGGCACCCGGACCGACCCCAAGCGCCGGCUCGCCAAGGCCAAGCGCGCCAGCGAACGCUACGCCGUCCGCCCCGACGAGAUGUUGCCGGCCGCCGUCGACUGGAGGACCCGGGGCGCCGUUAACCCGGUCAAGGACCAGGGUGCUUGCGGAAGCUGCUGGGCCUUCUCUACCAUAGGUGCAGUGGAAGGAAUCAACCAGAUCUUCACCGGCGAGCUCAUAUCGCUCUCCGAGCAAGAGCUCGUGGAUUGCGACCGGUCCUAUGAUGCCGGUUGCAACGGUGGGCUCAUGGACUACGCGUUCCAGUUCAUAAUCGACAAUGGUGGCAUCGAUACCGAGGAGGACUACCCUUAUGUGGGAGUCGAUGGAACCUGUGAUGCGUCUGGGGUUAACUCGAAGGUCGUGAGCAUUGACGGGUACGAGGAUGUCCCGGCCUUUGACGAGAGAGCCUUGAAGAAGGCUGUGGCUCAUCAACCCGUGAGUGUGGCCAUUGAAGCUGGAGGCAGAGCUUUCCAACUUUAUGAAUCUGGUGUGUUCACCGGUGAAUGUGGAACUGCAUUGGACCACGGUGUGAUCGCAGUCGGAUACGGGAGGCAGCAUGGUGUCGACUACUGGCUCGUGAGGAACUCGUGGGGUGCCGCGUGGGGCGAGAGCGGAUACAUCAAGAUGGAGAGGAACUUGGCCAGCAAUUACUUUGGCAAGUGCGGGAUCGCAAUGGAGGCUUCUUACCCCGUCAAGACCACCCAGAACCCUGCUAGUAAAUAUUCUUCAAUGGGAAGCAGCAGUGGCAUCGAGCUCGUCAGCAGUUCUUGAAGCCCGGGAUAGAGGAAAACUUACGGAAAGGUGCAAAAUCAAUUGUCUUUGAGUUCGGCGAUCGCCCUGGGUUCACAUAAUUGUGUUAUAUUCCUUCCUGGAGGUUGGUUUAAGGAAGGAAGGAAGGAAUAUGGAUGCACAUUGGGCUGGUUCCCUUAUGUUUGCACUGUAAAUAGCUUCCAUUUCAUCGAUUAUUGAAUUUCCAAAGAAUUGCACCUGAAGAAGUAAUAGUUAUUGUAAUUGUAACUUGAAUGCCUGCUUCAAGUCUUCAAUCGAAAUUCCACUCUUUCACAUAUUA
Syzygium oleosum is the source of this 1458-nucleotide messenger RNA. Its product is annotated as cysteine proteinase mucunain-like. Gene Ontology annotation, cellular component: lysosome. Bases 51 to 1160 code for a protein of 369 amino acids. The record is from RefSeq and is a predicted model, not a curated record. Gene Ontology annotation, molecular function: cysteine-type endopeptidase activity. Lineage: Eukaryota; Viridiplantae; Streptophyta; Magnoliopsida; Myrtales; Myrtaceae. The transcript is spliced from 4 exons.